Molecule: messenger RNA, 3768 nt
Organism: Toxorhynchites rutilus septentrionalis
Lineage: Eukaryota; Metazoa; Arthropoda; Insecta; Diptera; Culicidae
Gene: Top3beta
Product: DNA topoisomerase 3-beta
Exons: 8
Coding region: 158-2725 (855 amino acids)
Biological process (GO): DNA topological change
Cellular component (GO): nucleus
Molecular function (GO): DNA binding; DNA topoisomerase type I (single strand cut, ATP-independent) activity
Source: RefSeq, a predicted model, not a curated record
UCAGUAUGCAUACACUCUCCUACGAAACAUAGUGGAAAAAAAUAUAUUCGUCGAUGUAAACAAGCGGUGAAAAAGGAGACACUUUUCGACGAGUGAUUUGUAUGAAGUUCCACUGCCGUGAUAAAAGUGUAAAAUCAAAAUCGAAUUGUCCGGCAGGAUGAAGUGCGCUUUAAUGGUCGCAGAGAAACCAUCCCUUGCUGCAUCGCUAGCAGCUAUACUUAGCAAUGGGAAAUGUUCUUCUAGGAAAGGAUUGAACAAUGCAUGUUCUGUGCAUGAAUGGAUAGGAAAUUUUCAUGGCGAUCAAACUAAGUUUAAAAUGACCUCAGUUUGUGGUCAUAUCAUGGGAUUAGAAUUUGUCGGUAAAUUCAACUCGUGGGAUAAAGUUGAUCCGGCUGAAUUGUUCUCUUGCCCCACCGAGAAGAAGGAAUCGACACCAAACCUUCGAAUGCCACACUUCCUCAGUCAGGAAGCUAAGGGAUGCGAUUACUUGAUAUUAUGGCUCGAUUGUGAUAAGGAGGGAGAAAACAUUUGCUUUGAAGUGAUGGCUGCUGUUUCUGGUAUUAUUCGUAACGUCUUCUCAAAUCGUGUUACGUAUCGGGCUAAAUUCUCGGCAAUCACGGAAAAAGAUAUUAAAUACGCAAUGGAGAACUUAACGCAUCCGAACGCAAACGAAGCGAAAUCUGUUGACGCGCGACAGGAAUUAGAUCUCCGAAUAGGAUGCGCCUUUACCCGGUUCCAGACCAAAUUUUUCCAGGGAAAGUAUGCAGAUCUGGAUGCUUCGUUGAUUUCCUAUGGACCGUGUCAAACCCCGACACUGGGAUUCUGUGUCCAACGGCACGACGAAAUUCAAACGUUCAAGCCCGAAAGCUUCUGGUACCUGCAUGUUGCAGUGGGCGAAAAAGCUGAGAAUCAACUGGAUUGGGCGAGGGUUAGAAUUUUCGAAAAGGAAGUAGCGUGUAUGUUUUUGAAUAAAAUUAAAGACUGCAAAGAAGCUUUAGUUGAGAAUGUUUCUUCUAAAGAAACAUUUCGUUCGAGACCUCAAGCACUGAACACUGUUGAGCUUAUGAGAGCAGCAAGUGCCGGAUUGGGCAUUGGACCGCAUACAACUAUGCAAAUCGCCGAAAAACUUUAUACGCGCGGUUACAUAAGCUAUCCAAGAACGGAAACGACACAAUAUCCAGCAAAUUUUGAUCUGCGUGGUGUUGUGAAGCUUCUACAACAUUCUUCCGACUUUGGUGAGGAGGCAAAACUAUUAAUUGGCGAUAUGAACUCUGCUCGUAAGGGAACUGAUGUUGGAGAUCACCCCCCUAUAACACCAAUGAAAUUGGCCAGUCGCAACGAAUUGGAUGGUGACACUUGGCGAGUAUACGAUUACAUUUGUCGACACUUCCUUGCAACUGUUUCUCGAGAUCUAAAAUAUCGACUAACGACAACAAAAUUCAGAAUAGGAAACGAACUAUUUACGAACACUUCGAGUGUUUUAAUUGAUCCUGGAUAUACGAAAGUAAUGACAUGGCAAGCAUUCGGGAGGAACGAAACCAUUACGCCAUUCUGCGUCAACGAGAAGGUAAAAAUCGCCGAAGUGCGGCUGGCUGAGAGCCAAACAGGUCCACCAGACUAUUUGACCGAAUCUGAACUGAUUUCAUUGAUGGAAAAACAUGGAAUAGGAACAGACGCCUCAAUUCCCGUUCACAUAAAUAACAUUUGCCAGCGAAAUUAUGUUAGUGUCGGCGGAGGACGAACUCUCACACCUACUAAUCUAGGGAUAGUAUUAGUACAUGGAUAUCAAAAGAUCGAUCCUGAAUUAGUUCUUCCGACAAUGCGAUCGGCUGUGGAAGAACAGUUGAAUCUCAUUGCUCAUGGUUCGGCAGAUUUCCAUUCAGUGCUGAAGCAUGCAGUUGAAAUCUUCCGUCUUAAGUUUCUAUAUUUCGUUCAGAAUAUUAGCAGUAUGGACAUUCUUUUCGAAGCCACGUUUUCUUCACUGUGCUCUUCGGGGAAAUCUUUGUCGCGAUGUGGGAAAUGUCGACGUUAUAUGAAAUAUAUUCAAUCAAAACCAUCUCGCUUACAUUGUUCACAAUGCGAUGAAACAUACACUUUACCUACAAAAGGCAUUGUACGUGUUUAUCGUGAACUCAAGUGUCCAUUGGACGAUUUUGAGUUACUUGCUUGGAUAAAUGGUACAAAAGGAAAAUCGUACCCGUUGUGUCCAUACUGUUACAAUCAUCCCCCAUUUAGGGAUAUGGUGAAAAAUUCCGGAUGUAACAGCUGUCCACAUCCAACAUGCGCUCACUCUUUAUCCAGUCUGGGUGUAUCCAGUUGCAUUGAAUGUGAUCGAGGUGUUCUCGUGCUAGAUUGUACUAUGUCUCCUAAAAACUGGAAAUUAGUCUGCAACUAUUGCGAUGUUAUCAUUAAUUGUUUUGAUGACGCAAUCAAAGUCAACGUCGAAGCGGAAUCCUGUGACGAAUGUGGAGCACAACAAGUAACCGCUAUCUAUAAAGCGGAGAAAACACCCUUCAAGAACGAGGUAACCGAGAAAAAAGGCUGCAUUUUUUGCUUUUCGGACUUCAUUCCACUGGUUGAAAAGCAUAAGGCCGUUGAAAUGCGCCGUGGUCAAAAUGGUCGCGGAAGAGGACGUAGCGUACGCGGCCGAGGAGGAAAAAGCAGCAGAGGACGUAACAAACCCCCGAAAGAUAAAAUGGCACAACUCGCUGCUUAUUUCGUUUGAAAAUAACGCUGUCAUAAUUACAACAAUCUAUUGCGAAUGUGAAAAUAAAUAUCAAGUACUGUGUGGUUCCACAAUUUGUUUGAAUUCGAAGAUGCAGUAAAUGCUGAACAAAAGGCCAUUUUCGUCGCGGUUGCGUAUAUAUUUUGAGUAGGAACUUAGCACUUAUUUAUUUAUGUACACAGUCUCUAUACAGUCUUCGCCAAAAAAAAGCCGGACAGACUAAAAUUAAUUAUUGAUCCUUGUGCUAAACACAUUUCUGGUCAUAUGAAAUUCAAACAAAUGAAAUACUUUAUUAAAACGUUGGCAACAUACAUCCAAUUGGUUAUUUUGUCCGUAUAGAGUACGAUGCGUUGCUUGCCGAAAGAAAACAGAUUGUCUGGUUGAUAUACCUGGAGCGUUGAUUCGAAGCUUGCCCGAAAGUUCUCCACAGUCAAGAUUAUUGCUGAGAAUGUCGAAAAUCAGCAGUCUCUGGAGAAACUCACGACGUUUUUGCAGUGUCGGUAAGUGAAUCAGUGUUCAGCGUUCAUUGUAUGAGGUCAAAUGUGUGAUGCUACGCCACACAGUGGUUACUGAGAAAAUCUUGGGGGCCAUAACUCAGAUUUUUGAGCUAAAAAUCCAAUUUUUAGUAGACUGGGGUUUUCGGAUACGCUGAGUUCAUUUUUCAACCCUGUUUCACAAAAAAACCAAAAGGGGGGAGGGGUUUGCACAAAAAAAAAAAUCAUAAAAAAAUGUCUCACGAUACAAAAUCUUUAUAAUCUUUUAUGUUCGUUACGUAACAAAAUUCCAUUUUUAUUCCUAAAUAAAUUCACGAGCCCUACCGUUUUGUCUCAUAUUCCGAGCGAACUCAAGCUUUGACGGCCAUUAAACAGUGUCUCAUUACUCAAAAUGGUACGCUUCCGCUAAAUUAAUUUGAUUUUUGGAUACAAUAAAGCCUUCUUUUUCAUUUGGCUACAAUAAAAUUGAUUUACAAAUACAUAUUCAUGGUGAAAAACUAAAAAUAUGUUGAAUCACUUUUGUCUCAGAUUCCGAACACCAUUUUUGUC